GGCCACGGACCACUCUCCCAUACAAAAUCCAGCCCCCGCACAUUGUAUCAUUGUAUAGAAAAUAUCACUAUACACCAGUAUCACUAUACCGAGGUUUUGCUGUAUCUUGUAGGGAUGGAUUGAGUCAGGCGAGUCUUGACCAGCACGCAACCUCUGCUGGUGCACGCGUCAUGAACUGGAAUCCAUGAAUGACAUACACUGCACAUGGCGGAUUCCCGCCCCCGGGUGAUGCGAGAGCCUGCGAAACGCAGGAAAUGCUUGGCGAGGGUUUUUUCGCAGGGGCAAUUGUCCACGACAUUUCCUCCGAACCAUGGCCUGCAAAUUGCAACAGUCCCCAGACGCGUCGUGACACCCGCCCACGCGCCCUCGCAGCUGGUUGAUGAAGACUGCCGCGCCGGAUGCAGUCGAAACCUGUGCGCGCGGUGCAAACUCCCUCCACGCCCUUUCUCGCCCCUUUCAGGUGUGCGUUCUGCCCGCUCCACGCUCCCGGGCUUGUUCGUGAUGCCGUUGAGCAACCUCCCACCAUCAUCCCGCGCCCAUGACUUUGGCCGGGCUACCCUUCUCCCACGGCACCCGUCUUGUAACACCGCUGCUGCACCCAUUCCUGCUCGGUCUCACCUCCUGCCGUCAUCCGAAACCGGCACGCCAAUAAUGCCCCUCUGCAGAGCGGAUGAGCUAUGUACAUACUGGAUCUCGCAGAUCGGUCGGGAGCAUCUGUGGGGAGCAAGAUCUCCACGCCUGGCGCCCACCCGCCUGCUCUGCUUUCCUUUUUCCUCUUCGCCCACCAUUUGCGACGAAUCCUUCCCGCGGCCGUCCAAUCACGCCCACUGUCAGCCUCCUUUGGCGUCAGGAACCUCCCGGUCCCACCCUAAACGCGGGAGAGGCGCCGUCACAGGAACGUGAGAAAAAGCAGACCCAGCCCAGAGGGCGUGGACCAACCAAAGAAGUAACAAUCGCCCGCAAGGUCCCAGUGAAGCUCCCGAGUGAACGGGAUGCAUCUCUGAAAUGAACAUCUG
This is a messenger RNA of Mytilinidion resinicola, 1016 nucleotides long. RefSeq lists its product as uncharacterized. Bases 205 to 903 code for a protein of 232 amino acids. The record is from RefSeq and is a predicted model, not a curated record. NCBI's taxonomy places the organism in Eukaryota, Fungi, Ascomycota, Dothideomycetes, Mytilinidiales, Mytilinidiaceae. The transcript has a single exon.